Puntigrus tetrazona (Sumatra barb) is the source of this 1600-nucleotide messenger RNA. Its product is annotated as flavin reductase (NADPH)-like. The transcript is spliced from 4 exons. Lineage: Eukaryota; Metazoa; Chordata; Actinopteri; Cypriniformes; Cyprinidae. The record is from RefSeq and is a predicted model, not a curated record. Bases 1 to 660 code for a protein of 219 amino acids.
AUGAAGAUCGCUGUUCUUGGCGCGACUGGUCAGACCGGACUGGAGCUGGUCAGUCAGGCUCUUCAGCAAGGACACUGCGUCACGGCUGUCGUCAGAAACCCGGGAAAACUCGCGCUGACGCACGAGAACCUCAAGGUGGUUGAAGCAGACAUAUUCUCAGAAGACAGCCUGAAAUUGCAUUUCAAAGGUCAGGAUGCUGUACUGUCCUGUCUUGGCUUUCCUCUCUCUUUUUUAUACGGAGUCACUGGCUACACCCAGUCCAUGAAGGCGGCAUUAAAUGCCAUGCGUGAAGUCAAAGUCAAUCGAAUCAUCACCAUGACCUCAUGGUACACUGACCCUAAUUCAGGCUCCAAUUCUUCCUUUCUCAUCCGCUUCAUGUUGCUUCCCAUGAUUAGAAGUGUUCUGAACAACAUGUAUGAAAUGGAAAACUUUCUCAAGCAGACUGACGACAUCAACUGGACUGUUGUCCGUCCACCUGGUCUCAAGAAUAUACCAACAACAGCCGACGAGUUCCUCACUCAUGAAGGUUAUUAUGUCCCUGAUGAAAACGGCCUGCCGAUCGGUCAGUCUGUGUCCAGAGGAGAUGUGGCUCGUUUCAUGCUCUCUCUACUCAGUAACAACGCUUGGAUGAAGAAAGCUGUUGCUAUCAUCACCAAAUGAGUUUUCACUUCGCUUUAUUUUCAUUACUUGUUUAGCACUUGCCAAAGAGCUUUUAACAGUUCGAUUCAAUGUAUAAAUCAUUCUAUUUUUUCAUUUUAUUAUUUUAAAUCAAGCUGCAGUACUUAUUCAGUACAUCUGGCUUUUUGUCACACAGUCAGCAGUUAGCAAGGUCUGUCAGACUUAUAAUAUGUUUGUCUCAUACAUACAGUUUCCAUGUACUAAUUUCUAAAGGAUUUAAAACAUUUCAGAAUUACAAGAAAAUAUAAUUCAUAAAAUCAUAAAACAUAUUUUAGGACAUUUAAAUGGUUUUGAAAUGAAAAUGAAGAGCAACGAAUUAAAUAUUAUUACUUAAAACAGCCACAUUUUUAUUAACAUACUCAAAACAUACUCCUUCAUAAUCAUUUGUAGUUUACUAAUAUCUAGCCUAUAUGCAUAUUUGUUGAGUUACUGCAUAAUACAAAACACAUCGGUGUUGGGGCGUUUUACAAUACAUUACUGACAAGACACGAACAGUGCAGGUUAUUGAUUUCUUUGUAUUGCAAUUGUUUUACUUGAAUAUUUUAUGCUCAUUUAUGUAUUAUCUAUUUUUUUGUUUUGUUUUACAGCUAUGUUACAUACAUUCUUAGAAGUUUAGUUUGAAAUUAAAAAAGAUAAAUAAGAUAAAAAAGAUAAAUAAGGCCUGAGCACACUGAUGGCGGCCUGCUAUGAAACAUAAAGUUGUAAGCUAUGUAUGAAAAUGUAAAAAUGCAUCAAUGAAGUACACUACAACAAAUAACAUGUAGUUCCUUACACUAAACACUAGAUGGCUCUUCACAUUGCUUAAAGCCACUGGAAGUAAUGUCUCCAUUUGGUGAAACAGGCAGUUUUGAAUGAACACACAGAAAUCUGCUUGUGUCUUAUGACCACGUGACCGCAGUGCCCAAUUAAAUUUAAGAAUAGC